CAACUUUUCAAGGCCUUUGAGCGUCUUUUUGAAUUGGCGUCUAGGAAAUGGGAGCUGCUUAUACGAAAAUUGUGAAUUAUUUAUAUAUUGUGGAACAUGGUGAAGCCACAUCGGAUUCUAACCUUAAAAAAGCUAAGAUAACAUGUACACUAUCUUCAACAAGAAAACCAGCAAAAGCUAGUCCAUACUGGAAACACAUUGAGCUAAAUAAGUCAAAUGAAGAGUCGCUGAAAGUUAAUUUAAUGGCUGGAGCAAGAUUCAUCCAUGAGUCUAGAUGUGGUCGUGAAAAUAUCGCUGUGAUAAUUGAUUCAAACAAUCAUCAGUCUGCAAUUUUUGUCGUCGCAUAUUUCUACAUUUUAAGUGGACUACCAGUGCGACUUGUUCGUAAAGCUGUUAUGAAGCUUAGAGAAAGACUAGAUCUUACUGAAGAGUUUGAUUCUACCAUAGAAUCACUAACUGAGCUAAAAACUCCAAAAGAAUUAAGAGAUGAACUAUUCGCGCAUACCUCUGGAUAUACAGAAGACCUGUUAAUUGAAGAUUUGAAAAAAAUCUAUCAAUCAGCUGAUUUAGAAGCACCCAAUCAAUCAGAGAUAAAACUUGACAUCAAACGAGAUCUAUCCAAACGUGAUUCAAUAACACCGCAGAAUCCACUGAAUCAAAUGUUUCGACGUCUAUCAGUUGAUCCAGAGAAAAAAGAAACAUUGCCUAAAAAAACUCCCGACUCCCCAUCUACUGCACACAGAUUCAGUUUAAAGGAGAGCAGUAUUAAUGAUAAUAAUAGUGAAAGCAAUAUUAAUACUUCUGCUACUACUACUACUAUAGGUAAUAAUAUUCAUGCAAAUAACAAAAUCGAGAAUGAUAAACACCUGUCGGAUCAUAGCAGUUCAGUAUUAAAAGAUAUCCGAGAAGAUUUAAAUUCCGCCAGUAAAAUCAACAACCAUCAUGAGAAUGAUAUAAACGAUAAGGCUAAAGAGAUCGCGGCGGCUGAAAUCAAAGCCCUGGACGAUUAUCUCAACAGUAGUGCUAAUCAUACAAAUCAUAAUAAUAACGGUGAACAUCAUGGAUAUGAUAAUGAUAUGAAUAACAAUGAUAAUAAAUUUACUGCAGGGAAAAAGCAUAUAUCAAUUGUCUACGCUAUAUCUCAUGAAUCUACUGAACCAGACAAUGUUGACAAGUAUCUGAAAAGUACCACAGAAGAGGAUCGUGCAAAAACACGUAAAAAUGUGAAAAUUGUACAUGCUUAUUCUAAGUUAGACAGUGAAGUUGAUUUUAUAUAA
Molecule: messenger RNA, 1277 nt
Organism: Trichobilharzia szidati
Lineage: Eukaryota; Metazoa; Platyhelminthes; Trematoda; Strigeidida; Schistosomatidae
Source: the annotation of a GenBank genome assembly